Messenger RNA from Guillardia theta CCMP2712, 1518 nucleotides. RefSeq lists its product as hypothetical. Bases 1 to 1518 code for a protein of 505 amino acids. Lineage: Eukaryota; Cryptophyceae; Pyrenomonadales; Geminigeraceae. Gene Ontology annotation, molecular function: deoxyribodipyrimidine photo-lyase activity. The transcript has 14 exons. Gene Ontology annotation, biological process: photoreactive repair. The record is from RefSeq and is a predicted model, not a curated record.
AUGCCUGUCUCUGUUCAGCUCCUGGAAGCGUUGGAUGACGCCUGCAAGGAAGAAGACCAGGAGAAGAUCUGCGACGUGCUGGACAGGCUGCAGGAGACCGACCUGGACGUUGACUUCAUAGUGAAGCAUGUGGGAAAGAAAGUGAAGCUGCUGAGGACGCACUCGAGCGCGGAGGUGAAGAAGAAGGCAGUGGCCCUGACGCAGUUCUGGAAGGAGGUGGUCAAGAAGAAGGUGGAGUCGAGCGGGAAGGGGAAGGGGAGAGCGGCGGUGAAGGUCAAGGAGGAGGAAGUGAAGCAAGAGGUUGAUAAUGCGGCGAAGAUCGGCAAAGACUCGAUCGAGAGAUCGGGGAAGAUCGCGGUUCUCCCGGAAAGAACGAGGGCAAUCAAUCACAAGAAUGUUGAAUCCUGUCCGAAGGGGAAGCCUGUCGUUUACUGGAUGAGCAGAGAUCAGCGGGUACAAGACAACUGGGCUAUGCUUUAUGCUCAGCAACAAGCCCUGGAGGCCGGUGCCCCCCUUGCUGUCUGCUUCAACCUCGUCGACUCGUUCCUUGGGGCCGGGCUGCGGCAGUUCGGCUUCAUGCUGCGCGGGCUGAAGGAGGUGGAGGAGGAGCUGAAGGAGCUGAACAUUCCUUUCUUCCUCCUUCGGGGAGACUGCGUCAAGACCAUCCCCAAGUUCGUCAAGGACAACAACGUUGGCCUCGUGGUUCCAGUUUGGGUUGCGUCCGACAAGCAGGAAGUGGGGGCAAGAACCCUCCGCCCGAAGAUUCACAGGCUUCUCCCCAAGUUCCAUCAGAACUUUCCCGCCGUUAUGUCACAUCCUCAUCCUUGGAAGACUUCUCCUCCACCUACUGAUUUCGAGGCUGCCCUAAAGUCCCUCAAGUGCGACGAGAGCAUUCCAGAAGUCACGUGGGCGAAACCCGGGUCAGCAGCAGGCCUUGAGAACCUCUCCAAGUUUCUCAUGCAAAAAUUCAAGAACUUCAACACCAAGAGGAACGACCCGAGCGAGGAGGUUCUGUCCGACAUGUCCCCCUGGCUUCACUUCGGCCAGGUGGCGCCGGCGCGAUGCGCCUUGGAGGCGAAGAGCUUCUCGAAGAUGCACUCGGAGAGCUACGCGAGCUACAUCGAGGAGCUGGUGGUGAGACGAGAGCUGAGCGACAACUUCUGCCACUACAACAAGAAGUAUGACUCGCUUGAGGGGUGCGCGGGGUGGGCCCAGGAGACUCUCAAGGUGCAUGCGGGCGACAAGCGCCCUCACGUCUACUCGCUUGCGAAGCUCGAGGAGGCGAAGACCCACGACGAUCUCUGGAACGCUGCACAGCUCGAGCUGGUGCACAGGGGGAAGAUGCAUGGCUUCAUGAGGAUGUACUGGGCUAAGAAGAUCCUCGAGUGGACCUCGUCGCCGGAGGAAGCGCUCAAGUUCGCCAUCCUGCUCAACGACAAGUACAACCUUGACGGCAGAGACCCCAAUGGCUUCGUCGGAUGCAUGUGGUCGAUUGGUGGCGUUCACGACAUGGGGUGA